GAGAAAUUCAAUCCUUCACUGAAUAAGAUUCCAGAUUCACUUAUAACGGCUGUUACUGUCAGGUUCCCUUCUUCUUUGCUUGCCUUUGACCUACUUUUCUUCCUUUGUUGCUCACAAGUCGCUCGCUACUUGAUACAAUGGCUCAACCAGGUCUUGUCCUUCCUACGCCAUCGAUGCAAAGCCAGAUCCAUGAAUUGGCAAAGACACUGCCGCCACCGAGGCGACAAAAUACAGCCUGUGACAAUUGCCGUUCAAGAAAAGUAAAAUGUCAUCGGAUUCCAGGACAAGAGAAAUGCCAGCAUUGUUUAUCCAAGAACUAUUCCUGCACUCAUUUUGUACAACAAGCCACAAGCGAAAGAAAGCGUAACUCCACAACUGCCAGGAGGUCCAGGAAUCCUUCCUCCGUACCCAUCCCUCUUAGCCCUGCAUCUUCCGUUGGCUCAUCAAUCCUCUCACCUAUCACGGAUAAUAGUAUUCAGAAUACUUCACCAUAUAUCAUGCCUUCUGGACCCACGCUUCCUCUUGUUGUCAAGUAUGGAUUCUACCCGCCCAUCACGCUUGACACCCCCACACGCGAUGUUCUUUCAUAUCUCUUUGCACCUCCGGAAGAUGCAUCAAGUGAUCCAAAUCUCUUUAAUCCGGGCCGAUCGAAAUCCCCUUAUGCCGCAUGGGGUGAUCAAGCUGUGAAGCUUGAAGACGAUGUCUUCAAAUCCGAACUUGCUUUCGAUUUGAUGGAGAUCUAUUUCCAAAUUGUCCAUUCCCGGCUUCCCCUUCUCAAUCCCACGCAGUUCCGUAAUCGACUACGAACAUCGUUGUCCUCAAAUCCGGGCACGGAAAAGCCUCUUCAUCCUGCUCUAGUGGCGACAGUCCUUGCCUGGGGUACAAAGUUUUCCGAACAUCCGCUACUCAUCGCAGAUCGCCAGUGUCACAAUGGGCAGAGUUUGAUUUCGAAGGCUAUGAUCAAUCGGACCAGAGACCUUGCAGAGGCGCUCAAAGUUCAUCGUAUCCCAAAUCAAGAUCACGUCGUGAUUGGAUUACUUGUUGAAACGCUUCAAAGCCAGAACCCUGAUGAUCCAAGUGCAUUCCAUGGCUUUUGGCUCACCGCGGCGACUCGUCAUUUAUUGGACUUGCAGAUUAACCACAAAUCUGUUGCUGCUCAGAUUCCCGACACCGAGGCCCGGGGAACCUUGAUUUUCGCUUGGUGGAUGGCAUGUAUUUGUGACGCUUACAGCUCACUUUACUAUCGACACAAGCCUGUUCUAGACGACGACGACUACGAUAUCGAUUUUUACACUGCGGACCCUCAGUUAAGCUCGGAUGGGACAGCCCCUUCCCCCCGUGAGCAGUUAGAGUUUCUCGGCUAUUACCGAGCAGCUCACUCAUUGGCGAGGACUGCAAGACAGAUGUCCAGACAGUUGUGGCGACCAAUCACUGACGCCGAUGGCAUAUCUUUUGAAACACUACGGACUUUCGCGUCGGCACUUCGUAUCUGGCGAGAGAAGUAUCUUGCUCGUGUAGGAGUGCCCAAAAACUACAAUGCGGGAUGGGAUUUUGUCACGACCGUGUCAUGCUUUGCCAGUGACGCUCAAUAUCAUGUCAUGUGGAUUGUGCUUUUCAACGCACUGGAUGAAUUUGGUGUAAAAGAGCUGAACGAAAAUGACAGAAGCGGCUCGCCUCCUGAGAAUGUCCAAAAUCGGGGGUACAUUGAAGAUGCUAUGCGAAGAGUCGGAGAAGAGGCACUAAACGGUGCUCUCCGUAUCGCAGCUUUGACCUCAGUUCUAUCGGCCAAUGAAUAUCUGAAACUCGACCCCGCCGUUGUCGAAUUCCACAUCAUAGCAGCAGGUCAUUUACUGGCGCGCUUCGGUAGACCGGAAGUCGCUACGUGUAUCGACGGUCUCAAACAGUAUAGUCACUCUUACGAAGAGGCUGGAGAGCAUGCGCAAGACAUUCGUAAAACAUACGAGCAAGUGCGUAAUUCGGGUGUAGACCUGAAUCACAUGGCCGCACUAGUCAAGCAGAUUGCUGCAUUUCCAACCACCACUACGGAGCCUGAGAUUCUUCCGGGUGGACAUGAACCGAUGUCACCUUCGGUAUUGGGUUCGUUCCAAAUGAAUGGAAUGUCGAACAUGGAUGGUACCGGUAUCUUGAUGGAUGUGGAUGAAGAAUCAACGGCUUUCGUAGCAGCACAUAAGAAUGAGGUAUGUGCUUCUCAAACUUCACGAGCAUAAGAUGCCCGUUGAUCACUAUUUAUCAGCAUAUACCCUCGGCUUUUAUGUAGAACGACGUCCACUCAUCGUUCUCAUCGUUCUGUUACCUCGGUUGUAUAUCUGCCAUGCCAGUGUACCGUCAAUUGUGACUGUACUCUCUUUAUUCUACUUGUCCGCUGCCUGUAUUGAACGUAAGUUCGUUGUAUGCACAUUUCGUGUACAACCUUGCCACAACCAAUUUGCUGUGUUAUUCCUUGUUUAACAUCAUGUUAGAUUGAACUUUUGUAGUGAUAGUAGUCUGUUUAUUAUCGUAGACAAUGUAAAUUGAAUGCGCAACGAUGGUC
Messenger RNA from Lentinula edodes (shiitake mushroom), 2551 nucleotides. RefSeq lists its product as uncharacterized. The transcript has 19 exons. Lineage: Eukaryota; Fungi; Basidiomycota; Agaricomycetes; Agaricales; Omphalotaceae. Gene Ontology annotation, biological process: DNA-templated transcription. The record is from RefSeq and is a predicted model, not a curated record. Bases 138 to 2228 code for a protein of 696 amino acids. Gene Ontology annotation, molecular function: DNA-binding transcription factor activity, RNA polymerase II-specific; DNA binding; zinc ion binding. Gene Ontology annotation, cellular component: nucleus.